Rotaria socialis is the source of this 2324-nucleotide messenger RNA. The record is from the annotation of a GenBank genome assembly. Lineage: Eukaryota; Metazoa; Rotifera; Eurotatoria; Philodinida; Philodinidae.
UCGACGUUUUAUUAUUAAAGACCGAAUGUUUCAUUCAUUGAUGUAUAAUAAACGUGGUAAAUCUGUAAGUUACUUUAUACAAUAUUCAUUUGAUCAACGUCAUUAUUACUUUGGAACAAUUGAAUAUUUUUUCUUUCUACUAUCGAAAGAAAAAUCAUAUGCUGUUGUUAAUUUAUAUCCUGUCAAGCAAAACUAUAGUGAUUAUUUUCGUCUAUCGAAAUAUUAUCAUUUAUUGAAGAAACCUUUAGAUAGUUUCUUUUUUGUUUUAGAAAAUCAUCCUUGUAAAAAAACUAUCUUACUAACUGAUUUCAUAUUGAAACAUUGUAUUGUAUUUGACAUGAACGAAUAUAUUCUUGUUACACCUGUUUAGGCAUAUAAUGAACAUGAUUGAUUUCCUUGACAAUUCAUUUAAACCAUCUUUCUGUUUCAGAUAAAAAUUCAAGUAUAUCAUUUAAUAUAAUCAACUAAAAUGUUUUCUGAUCGAAGCCAACGAGAAAAAAAAUCAAAAAAAAAAAUUUUCUCCGUCGGAUCCAUUACAAGCGUAUUAUUAUUUAAUUUCUCAUGAUGAUCCGAAAAAAUAUCGAGUUAUUGGUCGUUCAAGCGUUCAGAAGAUAACCAAUGAUAAAGCCGUCGUUACCAACAUUGCUGGUGAUGUACGGAUCCUGAAAUCAGGUACUUUAGAUUAUUGUCGAAAAGAAUUAAAGUUGAAGGUGCAGGAAAUGGAAGAACAAAACGAAGACAAAGCAAUAGAUGAACAAGAUGAAGACGACGAUGAUGACAAUGAAAUAAGUGAAGAUGAAGAUAAUGACGACGACUGGUAUAUUGGUCAAUCAUCAACUAGUUGUUUAAAAAGACCUAGUGAUGGACUUAGCACUCCUGCUUUGAAACGUUCAUAUAAUAAAGCCAAGACAACAUCCCAAUCAAAUCAACGUUUUAAUCGUGAUCGCUCCUUACAAAGGAAUGGUAGAUGCCAAUCCAAAGUUACCGUUUCUCAUGAUCUUCCUGCUAAAAAUAAUUCAAAUAAUAAUCAUCCAGAUAAAAUUACUGGUAAUGUUUCAGGGUUCACCAGCUCUUCACAAGAUGAUCAUCGCCAUAUUGAUACAAAUACUGAAUCUAAGUUUAAACAAGAGAUGAUCAGUGGUAUAAGAUCAUUAAAAAAAACAGUUUCAAAAUUGACUAAAACUGUUGAAUAUUUAACGAUUCCAUCAUUACCGAAAAAUGAUCAAUUGUCAUCCUAUCGUGAUGAGAAUGACAAAGAAAAUUUUCAAGAUGAAAUUCAUCUUCUUUAUCUAACGGAAAGAGAAUUUUCUGAUGAUGAUUCAAAAACAAGUGCUGAUGAAAUUGCUGCAUCGCAGCAAUUAUUUGAUGUUUUAAAAUCAUUUAAAGACAGCUAUUUUAAUGAACUCAAUGUGUACGAAACUCUCGACUUUGAUGAUGAAUAUGAUGAAAUAGCGGAAGAAGAAGAAAGUACUGAUGAAGAAGAUGAAAGCAUCGAUGACAUGGAUGAUUUUGAGGAAAAUCAACAAAUGCAUAUUUAUAAUCAAUUUACAUUGGAAGAAAUGGAAGAUAUAAUCGAAUGGGUUGAUCAACAUCCAAAUUAUAAGUUUACGACUAUUAAACAUAGAUUUCAAAAACCUAUUACAUCAGCUGAUGGUCAAUUAUUAGACAAAUUUUUACUUAUUCUUCAAGAAACAGAGAAUGAAUUCGGUAAAAGAGUAGAAAGAGAUUUAAUCGUACCACCAAAUGUUGUAGUGCGAGCUUCAAAGUCUGGUAAAAGUAGUGAUGAAAAACAUCGGACGUUUUUGAAUGAAGUUCUACGUCCGUUGGUUGGUCGAAAAUUUCUUCUUUUCCUUGAUUGUUGGACAACUCAAACUGAUCUAAAAAAAUUUAGAGCAGUAUUUCCACAUCAAGACAGUCAGUUAUUAGUUUUUCCUGAAGGAUCAACUGGUCAUAUUCAACCUCAAGAUUUAUCUUUAUUUCGUUCCUGGCGAUACUUUCGCAAGAAAAUCGAGCAUUACGUUCAUAUCAAUCGAACAGAAAUGAACUUGAAUGAUCGUCAAUAUUUCAUAAAUAUGCAUUCCAUCAUCCACAAUCAACUAUCUGCUCCACCAUUUAAAAAUCUCAUCAAGUCUGGAUUUAUACAAGCCAAGAUAUUGAACGAAAUAGUUGGUGAAAUCAACAAACCAAAGGAUGUUUGCUUUAAAUUCUAUGAUCUUUAUUGUUCAGCUAUUCGUUGUGAAGAGCGAACUCUUCUAACUUGUGCUUGGUGCAAAAGACACCUUUGUUAUUAUCAUUUGAUUGAAGAUCUACAUCUUCAUUUGUGA